Megalops cyprinoides (Indo-Pacific tarpon) is the source of this 1258-nucleotide messenger RNA. RefSeq lists its product as uncharacterized. The transcript has 5 exons. Lineage: Eukaryota; Metazoa; Chordata; Actinopteri; Elopiformes; Megalopidae. The record is from RefSeq and is a predicted model, not a curated record. Bases 136 to 840 code for a protein of 234 amino acids.
ACAGUCAGAAAACCCUGCCGUCUUCUGACUUAGGGAGCACACAGACAGAGGGAAGCUCCAGAGUCUGAUAUCUUAAUCGCCUGCCAUUAAAGGAUUUGUACCAUCGUCAGCACUUCGUCUGUCUCUGCCUCCAGGAUGGCCAGCUCCAAGUCAUCCCAAACCACACGCAACAUUGUCAUCGCAUUUCUGGCGCUGUGGUCUGUGAUUUCUCUCAUCAUCAUUGUGGUGUGGGCAACCUCACCUGACAUGAAGAGUGCCACCCAAUGUAGAGCAGAGAUGCAGGACUUGACGAACAAGUAUAAAGACAGCAAAAUAACAUGGCAAAAAGACAAGGAAGCCUUGGAGGAGAUGGUGGAGGCAGGCCGGGAAAACCAGACAACACUGCGCAGAGAGAUUGAUGUUCUUAUGGGGAGACUAAACGACACCAACACGACCCUAAGUGCCUGUCAGGAGGAGAAUGUCAUUUUGAAUGGAAAUGUAACAGCCCUGGAAAAUGAAGUUGAGGCACAUGUAAAAACUGAAGCUAACCUCACUGCAGAAGUCGAACUACAAAAAGAGCGAGUUGAGCGCCUGGAGCAGAAUAUGACACAGAUUUUCCAUCAGCAGGAGUCAUGUAAGGCCUUGCUUACUGCUGCAAAGAGCCAACAGCAAGCAGCUGAGAGCCAAACGAAUGCUUGCGAGUCCAGCAAGCAAUACGUACAAAAGCAACUGCAAAAGUGCAAGAGUCAAGGCUCAACUGCUUUGGAGCCACAAAAGACUGGUAACGGAGUAUCUGGACACCACACUAACACCCUGGCCACGUUCCUCUGUAUUAUGAGCCUGCAUUUUCUGUCUUCUUGAAUAUGCAGAACUCUGGGGCUGUUUGGACGAGUAUUCCACAUGAAAACUGUUCUCCUGAAUAGCAAGCUGAUGCAUCCUCAACCUGUACUUGAAGGACGCAAGUGCGUUUAUCAAAUACUGCUGUAAAAAUGAAAUAAUCAUGCUGUUGGAAAACCAGGGAAACAGAUAAGGGCUUUUUUCCAUUUUAAAAUAUACAACAAAAAACAAACAUCGUUAUUAAGGGGUAACUUGGACUGACAAAAACAUGGACAUAGAACACAGACAAACUAUAGAGAAAUAAACAACACUUUUGUGCUAUAUUUUCUAUGAUGUACAUUGAUUAAUUUCACAAUUAAUAUUCAUAGAUAUAUAUUUUUCUUAUGAUUACAACACAAUAAUUACUUGAUUUACAACCCACCCUUAGAAGUCGUUCUAUGAG